This is a messenger RNA of Jaminaea rosea, 2328 nucleotides long. RefSeq lists its product as hypothetical. Lineage: Eukaryota; Fungi; Basidiomycota; Exobasidiomycetes; Microstromatales. The transcript is spliced from 3 exons. The record is from RefSeq and is a predicted model, not a curated record. The coding region runs from base 289 to 2274 and encodes 661 amino acids.
CGGGGCGACGUGACGCGGGGCGAAGAAGGAGCCCACCGCCGCCCCCGCCACGGCUCCUCCGCUUAGCAAUUGUGGUCUCGACUCCAGACACCCCUCCUCACUCCUCUUCCUUCUCGCCAUACGCACGACCACUCCUCCCCUUUCCUCCCCACCCGGGUCUUCCACAACAUGCACACGACUCGCUUGUAGCAGUAGCACAGACACCCGCUCCUGCUGCUCAGCUACAAUUCGUGCCGCACUUCAACGACACCCUCAUACGGCUUCUCUCAUACAGACACUCCACGCAAAAUGCUUCGACACAAGCUCACCUUCCAUCGAGAUCGCCUCCUUGGGCGAGACCGCGACGACAGCAAACGUCACAGCCCUUCGCCCAUCGUUGAGGAACAGCAAACGAGAGACGACUCACACUCCGGCUCGGUCUCUCCACCUCGUUCGACCCACAGCAGCAAUAGCGACGCAGGCAUGAGAGUAAAGAGCCUCGAGGUGGCUUUAUCCAUCUUGCCACCCAAGCUUAAGGGUACCAGGCCGAGCGAUGUUCAGCAGCAGCUGCCUUGGCAAAGACAGGCUCGCAAGCCCCGUCUCCUCGGUCCUCUCACCCGCCUCACCCACCGCCAAAGCAAAGACUCCAUCUGGGGAUCGCCGCUAAAUGAAGAAGCCGUUGCCUUGGGCCUCGUCUCACCAGUAGACCGUGAUGAUGCGACUCCGACGCCCUCAAAUGCUCGCCCGCUUGCCACCAAGAACUUGAGCCCUCGUCGCAUCAUCAAGCCAUCCGCAUCAGUCAUGAGCCUUCGUGGCAUGUUCAAGCUGCCGCAAGUGACGGAAGAGUCAGCAGUCAAGAACAACUCGCUCAAGCAGAGCUUCUCGGCAGGCUCACCUCAUCCGAUCGCCACACCUGGCUCUUCGAAUCUCAGAGUGCCAGGCGCUCACAAGCAAGACAGCUUUGGGAAGCGCCUCUCCCGCCGCCUCUCCGACAAAGCUCCAAACUGGCGUGGCUCGCGCGUAUCUGUCGUGUCUAACCGCAGCUACUCUACCUUUCAGCUCGAAGACGUCCAAGCUGCGCUCGAGAUGGCGCCGAUGCCUCCUCCUCGCCCAUUGCGCCGUCCACGCUCAUUCUCGCCCCUCGACGUCUCCCCUUCAUUGUCCCCAGGAUCAUCUGGCGAGCACUCAACGCUGAGGGGGACGCGAAACGGCACACCUCUUCCCGCCCUUUCUCUACGAUCCGUGCGCUCAGCUCAGCAGCUUGCCAAGUUGCAAAGCCGGAGCUCUUCGCCACACAACGAGCGACGUCAAGAGCAUGCGGCUGUCUGUCGCACGACAUUACCGCAUCAACGCCGUCAUUACCCCCCUCGACCACCUGCACCUACAGCUCCUCUCCCACCGACGCCACCCUCCCCUGGCAUGUCCCGUCUGCCUAGCCUUACUCCGGCCUGCUUCGAUCCUCUUCUGCCGCCUACACCAGUCUCUUCUGUCCCUUCAUUCAGCAGCGCGGUCACCUCGGUGGCUCAGAACGGCUGGAACCAGGAUGAAAGAGCAGUCAGGGAGCGACAGGCCGGCCUCACACUCACGUCGUCUCCACUUCUUCGUGGGAAAGGCAUCUCACAGCCAAGCACGACCGACUCGAAGCAUCCUGACUGCUCUUCAGUUGAUUCGCCCACGGAUGUGCCAUUGAGUGCCUCGACCUGGCCAUCGGACUCCUUCUGCGACGAUGAGAUCGACAAUGAGGUCGGAGAGAGCACGAGCACUUGCUUCGACAGCGGCAGCAACAGGCUCACCACACCUGCGACCAGCAUGACAGCCUCAUCUCGUCCAUCCGUUCCACCUCGCUCGAGCAACAGCGUCAGCAGCAAAACCCGAAGCGAGAAUGGCUGUGUGGUCAGGCGCGGAAGUGGCGCUGCCUCGUACGCCUCAUCAACUGCAGCCAGCAGGACGCCCUUGGGCAAGACUCGCAGCAUCGUCUUCGCCAAGCCUCUCCCUCCUAGACCAUACCGCUCUGUAAAGGCUCGACCUCCCACGCCGGCUACAGCUCUCAGCAGUCUCAAUGGCGUCAAGCAGCGCAAUGCUUUACCUCCGCUGCCCGCGAAUGGUCACGUCGCUGCGUAUGUCAAGGCUGGACCCGCGGCUUCAAGGCACAAGAGGGGUAUUAGUGGAAGCUCGCGAGCUGAGGGCCGAUCCAGGACAAAUACGUAUGAGUGGGAUCCUGAGACGAAGACGAUCAUCGGAGCCUACCUCGCAGGCAACCGCCCGAUGACGGGCAGGAACUCGGGCACGUCAUGAUCCCAUCUUCUUGUCUGGCCUCUACUCCCUCCCACGUCACCUCCCGUCCCUUGU